Molecule: messenger RNA, 1201 nt
Organism: Mercurialis annua (annual mercury)
Lineage: Eukaryota; Viridiplantae; Streptophyta; Magnoliopsida; Malpighiales; Euphorbiaceae
Product: tetratricopeptide repeat domain-containing protein PYG7, chloroplastic
Exons: 6
Coding region: 281-1096 (271 amino acids)
Molecular function (GO): protein binding
Source: RefSeq, a predicted model, not a curated record
AGAGAAAGGAAGGCAGCCUUAUCUAGUUUGUUCAACUCCAGAGAGUGCAAAAAAGAAGUAAACUUUAUCUUCAGCUAACUCUGUAGAGAUUCAUAACAGUUUAUCAGUGAAGAAGCUAAACUACAACUUCCAAAGAAAAUGCUUCUUCAAACAACAAUCUCAACUCCACCUCACCAUUCUCACCUCUCUUCCUCUCUUGGCUUCAGGCCCUACAACCAUUCUUAUCUGGCCCUGUUUCGGCACUUUAGUUCUCCAGACUUGACAACUUUCAGAUCAGGCCAUGGACUCAAUUUCACAAGGUGUUUUAAUUUACAGGCAGAUACAUCAAAGGGAUUUGGAAAUAGGGUCCUUUGACGCCACAAGAUCCGCAAGGUUGUCAAGUAACCUUUUAACUGUUGACGAUAAUGUGCACAUGAAAAGGCUGCUAAUUUCGGUAUCAACAUUCUCAUGUGGACUAAUCUCAUUACUAACUUCUCCACAAGUGGCACAUGCACAGCAAACUAUCGGAACGGAUGCACUCUAUGAAGUUGGGGAGGGUUUUGAAUUGGGAAUUCAGCUGUCUUAUCUCCUGUUGCUAUUAGCUUUACUUGGCGUUGGAACCUUCUAUGUAAUUCGUCAAGUCUUAGUACGUAGAGAGCUGGACCUUUCUGCAAAAGAGUUGCAGGAACAAGUAAGAAGUGGUGAUGCUAGUGCAACUGAGCUGUUUGAACUUGGUGCGGUAAUGCUAAGGAGGAAAUUUUAUCCUGCCGCAUCCAAAUUUUUGCUUCAGGCAAUUCAAAAAUGGGAUGGUGAUGAUCAGGAUCUUGCCCAGGUUUACAAUGCCCUUGGUGUCACCUACGUUCGCGAUGGGAAACUCGAUAAAGGAAUCGCUCAGUUUGAAACUGCAGUGAAGAUUCAACCGGGCUAUGUAACGGCUUGGAACAACCUUGGUGAUGCAUAUGAGAAGAAAAAAGAAUAUAAAUCUGCUCUCAAGGCAUUUGAAGAAGUGUUGCUUUUUGAUCCUAACAAUAAGGUGGCACGGCCUAGGCGAGACCAAAUGAAGGCUCAAGUGAAAAUGUACAAAGGCAUUCCUGUCAAAUCUAACAAGGAUAGGUAGAUGAUUUUGUUGUUCAUCUGAACAAACAAUUUAAGACCUUAAUGCAAUUAUUUUUAUGAAUUAAAUGUCCAAGUAAAAUAAAGAUAUAGAUGAUUUUGGUAACAA